AUGGCACGAAAAGGAAAUCCAAUUUCGGUAAGACUUGAUCUGAAUCGUAGUUCAGAUUCAAGUUGGUUUAGUGAUUAUUAUUAUGGUAAAUCAGUGUAUCAAGAUGUCAAUCUGAGAUCUUAUUUCGGUUCGAUACGUCCACCUACGAGACUCACCUUUGGCUUUCGUCUCGGUAGGUGUAUUAUUAUACAUUUUCCCAAAAGAACAUUCAUUCAUUUCUUUCUUCCCCGUCGACCACGACGACUGAAACGACGCGAAAAAUCCAGACCCGUAAAGGAGAAGGGCCGGUGGGGGGCAUUUGGGAAAGUCGGGCCGAUCGGGUGUCUUCAUUCAAGCGACGGUACAGAAGAAGAACGAAACGAAGUGAGAGGCCGGGGGGCAGGGAAAAGAGUCGAGUCGAUCAGGCUCGACGAUCGGGAGAAGCAAAACGAAAUCAGGAUUUGGCCGAAAAAGAAGCAAGGCUAUGGAUACCAUGACCGAUCACCAUCGAUAAAGAAGAAUCUUUCUAAAUCACUUCGUGUCAGCGGGGCCUUCAAGCAUCCGAAAUACGCCGGGAUUGAAAAUGACAUAGCGUUCCUGAUAGAAAAUGACGACUCCUUCAGAAAAACAAACUUAUUCAAGUUCUUUUUCCCAAAGAAGUCCCGCUCCGACCGCCCGACGAGUCAUCUACUUAAAAGGACCCUCCCCGCAGUCCGCCCUUCCUUGAAUUAUUCGGUCAUGCAAUACUUAUUGAAUACAAAGAAGAAAAUGCAUUUCGACCCCGUCGUAGUUCUCAAUCAUUUCGUGGCGCCGGGCGUGGCUGAACCAUCUACGAUGGGGGGAGCUAAUGCACAGGGAAGAAGCUUAGAUAAAAGAAUACGUUCUUGCAUCGCUUUUUUUGUAGAAAGCUCGACCAGCGAGAAAAAGUGUUUGGCCGAAGCCAAAAAGAGGGUGACCCACUUUAUUCGCCAAGCGAAUGAUCUUCGCUUCGCGGGAACAACAAAAACCACCAUCUCGCUCUUUCCUUUCUUCGGUGCUACCUUUUUUUUUCCAAGGGAUGGGGUGUAUAAUAACCUUUUUUUUGAGGAUGCCCGGGAACAACUCCUAGGUCAAUUAAGGAGAAAAUGUUGGAACCUCAUGGGUAAGGAUAAGGUAAUGGAAUUGAUAGAGAAAUUCAUAGACCUAAAUAGGAUAGGAGAAUUGAUAAGGGGAAUAGAGAUGAUGAUAGAGAUCAUACUGAGAAACAGAAGAAUUCCGUACGGGUACAACUAUUAUUUGAACGAAGUGAAAAAAAUGCGAUCUUUGUUGUAUAAUAGAACAAACACUAAUACCUUAAUUGAAUCGGUCAAGAUCAAAUCUGUUUAUCAAAGUGCUUCUCCGAUUGCUCAAGACAUCUCUUUUCAACCGAGGAACAAAACAAGAUCAUUUCGUUCCAUUUUUAGUAAAAUAGUGAAGGAUAUUCCAUUAGUAAUGAAAAAAGGGGUGGAGGGGAUCCGUAUAUGUUGUUCAGGUCGAUUAGAAGGUGCAGAAAUAGCUAGAACUGAAUGCGGAAAGUAUGGAAAAACAUCUCGUAAUGUAUUUAACCAGAAAAUAGAUUAUGCUCCUGCGGAAGUAUCUACUCGUUACGGAAUCUCAGGUGUCAAAGUGUGGAUUUCAUAUAGUAAAAAAAAAGGGGGACGUGCUAUAUCCGAAACGUACGAAAUAUAG
This is a messenger RNA of Capsicum annuum, 1686 nucleotides long. The record is from the annotation of a RefSeq genome assembly. Lineage: Eukaryota; Viridiplantae; Streptophyta; Magnoliopsida; Solanales; Solanaceae.